AUGUCCUCCCAACCCGCUCCUCCCCGCCCUUCAAACGACCACCGCCGCACCUCCGGCGCCCCAAAACGGCAAUCCAUCCUCCCAAAACCCUCUUCCAUUUUCCUCGACACCACCGUCCUCAUCGCCCAACACGCGCAAAUCACCGGCACGCACCCCGUCACAAUCGGCCCUAACACCGUUCUCCACCCUCACAGCAAACUCAGCAGCGCAGUCGCACCUGUUGUCCUCGGCGAGGGCUGUGUAGUUUUUGAACGCGCGAAAGUAGGUGUUGGUAUGGGUGCUGAGGGGGGUGCGGAGGGGAAGAGAGGGAGUAUGGCACCUCCUGCAAGGGGGAGUGGGAGUGUAAGGGAAUCUAUGCGCAGUGAGGGAACGGUGCUGGGUAGGAAUGUGGUUGUUGAUUCUGGGGCUGUGGUUGAGGCGGCGGAGGUGGGUGAGGGGAGUGUGGUUGAGGUUGGUGCUGUGCUGGGGAGGGGCAGUAUUAUUGGGAGGUACUGCACUAUAUCGGCUUCUUCAGUUAUACCACCUUAUACCCGUUUGCCAGAUUAUACGGUCGUGUAUAGUGGGAAUCAACAAAGGGUGGAUCGGACGCUGCAGUUAAGACCGGAGAUUCUGGAACAGAAGAUGGCGGUGCAUGCGAAGCAGCUGGAUAUGUUUAAGAAGCUUAUUCCCAAUAACAUUGCGAAAUGGUCUUGA
Alternaria triticimaculans is the source of this 693-nucleotide messenger RNA. RefSeq lists its product as uncharacterized. NCBI's taxonomy places the organism in Eukaryota, Fungi, Ascomycota, Dothideomycetes, Pleosporales, Pleosporaceae. Bases 1 to 693 code for a protein of 230 amino acids. Gene Ontology annotation, molecular function: dynein complex binding. Gene Ontology annotation, cellular component: dynactin complex. Gene Ontology annotation, biological process: mitotic spindle organization. The transcript is spliced from 2 exons. The record is from RefSeq and is a predicted model, not a curated record.